Messenger RNA from Cyclospora cayetanensis, 1131 nucleotides. RefSeq lists its product as uncharacterized. The record is from RefSeq and is a predicted model, not a curated record. The transcript is spliced from 5 exons. NCBI's taxonomy places the organism in Eukaryota, Apicomplexa, Conoidasida, Eucoccidiorida, Eimeriidae. The coding region runs from base 1 to 1131 and encodes 376 amino acids.
AUGGAAUAUCUGAUUUGGAAGGCGCUUUUUGUCGCCGCCUUGGCCCUUCUAAUCACCGUGAGCUUCGACCCGGAUAUUACGACAGAUCCCAUGAGAUUCGUCGCCCCCAGGGAUGCGGGUGGCACUGUCACAAAGGUCAAGUCGCUGGAGCGCCUGACGUUUUCCGUUGAAGUCGAAGGGGAGAAACUGCACUGCUGGCUCUUCUUACCCGAAGCGCAAUCGAAGAGCAAGACACCACCUCCCGUAGUCGUUGCUGCCUACGGCUUAGGCGUGCAAAAGGAUAUUGCCUUAAUACCUUUUGCAACAAAUCUGGCUGCGCGAGGUCUCUCCGUGGUGCUGUUUGACUACCGACACUGGGGAGUAUCCGGGGGAUUCCCUCGACACGUAGCGGAUCCUCAGAAAGAAGUUCAAGACGUAAUCUCUAUCUUGGAGCACCUUCAGAAUACAAACGGCCUCGAGAGGAAAGUAGACACAAACCGAAUAGCGCUGUACGGCGCGUCUCUUGGGGGGGGUGUCAUGCUGACUGUCGCCAGUCAGCUAAGUCAGAAGAAGCACCCAAUGGAGCCGAGUGUCAAGGCGGUUGUUGCAGCCGUUCCCUUCGUUAGUGGCAAAGAUACUCAAGCCGCCGCGGUGAAGAGAGCCGACUUUGUAGAAAGGAUUCGGGUUAUCUGGGCCGUCAUGCAGGAUAUGUUCUGGAGCUACUUGAAGAAGGAAAGCGUCGUGUACAUAAGACUCGCGAAGUCAGAAGAGUCAAAGGGUGUUAGCGCCAUGCGCCUCAAUAAAAACGAAUACGACAUUUGGGCAUCCCGCACACCCCUUAUGGGAAAGGCAGUGGAUGGCGCAUGGGAGAAUAGGCUUGCAGCAAGAACGCUUUAUAAUAUUUCAAGGUUCCAGGCUGAUGAUUCCGCUGUCGCUUUCCUUGACAUUCCCACCCUCGUCAUAGCGGGGACAUACGACAACAUUUGCCCGAUCGAGCCGAUCAGACGCAUGGUGCAGCAACAUGCAGGGAAGAAGUCAAGGAAAGAACUCGUGCUUAAGGAGUUUCCCAUACACCAUUUCGAAUUCCUCACUGCAGAGCACUUUCCAGUUCUUGUGGAAACCACCGUUUCCUUCCUCAAAGACCACAUAUGA